AUGGCCAUCCCUGUGACCUGCUCCUGCAGCCGCGGCGGCGUCAAGCGCAUCUCCGGCCUCAUCUACGAGGAGACCCGCGGGGUGCUCAAGGUGUUCCUGGAGAACGUGAUCCGGGACGCCGUCACCUACACGGAGCACGCCAAGCGCAAGACGGUCACGGCCAUGGACGUGGUCUACGCGCUCAAGCGCCAGGGCCGCACCCUCUACGGCUUCGGCGGCUGAGCGCCCGAGUCCUUUCCGACCGCCGCACGCGCAAAAAAAAAGGCCCUUCUCAGGGCCCCCAUUCCCUCCGUGGAGGAGCUGUGACACGAGUUUCUGCUUUACUCCUUGGGUGUUGGGCUCCGCGUCUCCACUCCUACCUCUGGUCUUUGUGCUCCCCUAUCCUUGACAUUGUUCAGGAAGGUUCCGGAUCCAACCAGGCUACCAAAAGUUAAUACAACUUAAAGCCCGAGAAACUGCAUGAGCCUGUUGGGCUUUAGUGUAUCAAGUGAAUAAACUUGAUACUCA
This is a messenger RNA of Suricata suricatta (meerkat), 507 nucleotides long. RefSeq names its product histone H4-like. Gene Ontology annotation, molecular function: structural constituent of chromatin; protein heterodimerization activity; DNA binding. The coding region runs from base 1 to 222 and encodes 73 amino acids. The record is from RefSeq and is a predicted model, not a curated record. NCBI's taxonomy places the organism in Eukaryota, Metazoa, Chordata, Mammalia, Carnivora, Herpestidae. Gene Ontology annotation, biological process: nucleosome assembly. The transcript has 2 exons.